UGCUAAAUCAAUUAUCAGGUCAUGCACCCCUGCAGACAAUUCUACGGGAACAGAGGGGAGAAAAACUGUAAAGAAUGUGGGAAUGAUAAAUAGAAGUGAAACUGAUGCAUUUACAAGAUAGGGGUGGCGCAAGUACGGUAAGUCUUGGCUUGAAAGUGAAAGUUUGCUCAUUUUUUGUGUAUAAAUACCUGCACCUGAUACCUGCAUAUCACACCUGUGCACAAUUGUCUGAUGAUCUUGCGGCGAAACACAAAGACAAGAAUGCAGACCACAACAGUAACUCUCCUGGUCAUGGCUGCAGUCCUCUGGAGCAACACUGAAGCUUUUUCAGAUGCAGCUGUGGACUGCUGUCUAACCACCAAGGACACUCGCAUUCCAAUACAGAUUGUUGCAUCCUACUUUCACCAAACCACAGAGAGUGGUUGUGCCAUUCCAGCUACUGUAUUUAUCACAAAAAAGGACAAGAAACUGUGUGCUCCACCAGAGAAAAAUGGCUGGAUUACCAAGAUCAUCACACACUUAGACAAGAAGAAGAAAACAUAGGAGCACAGAU
Messenger RNA from Sinocyclocheilus grahami, 553 nucleotides. RefSeq names its product C-C motif chemokine 19-like. The record is from RefSeq and is a predicted model, not a curated record. Gene Ontology annotation, biological process: immune response. The transcript has 3 exons. NCBI's taxonomy places the organism in Eukaryota, Metazoa, Chordata, Actinopteri, Cypriniformes, Cyprinidae. Gene Ontology annotation, cellular component: extracellular region. The coding region runs from base 232 to 543 and encodes 103 amino acids. Gene Ontology annotation, molecular function: chemokine activity.